AUGAUACUUCACCAUUACGAAAGAGACCUUAUUACCUACUAUCCGUACUAUAUUCACAAAAAACUUCUUCAAAUAGUUCCUCCUAUUUUGAUUAUAAUCGGAACCUCUGGGAAUUUACUAUCAUUUCUAGUCCUAAGGAAGCACACCGUUCAGAUUCCAUUGUACCUUUACCUGUGUGUGUUAUCAAUCCUGGAUUUGUUAAUUCUGUAUGUAGGGUUACUAAGAUUGUGGGUGGGGCAGAUAUGGGCUGUGGAUCCACGAAAUGGCUCUCGAUUGAUGUGUAAGCUUGUGGUGUUUAUUGGUUAUGUUUGCAGUGAUGCCUCAGUCUGGACAAUCGUUACAAUUACAGCUGAACGUUUCUUUGCUGUUUGCAGACCAUUACCUACAAAAUCAGUACUUAGCUGUACACGAUUAACCAAAGUCUGGGUAUUCGCGCCAAUUGUUCUGUUUUCGAUCAUUAACUCACAUUUUUUCUUCACCGUGGAUUUACGGAGUGUUCAAAACGUAAGUUUAUGUUACACUGUAGACCAGUUUGACAUUUUGGUCAACAAAACGUGGCCAUGGGUAGAUGCUGCUCUUUAUUCGUUCAUACCAACCCUAAUUAUAGUAUUUCUUAACACAAAGAUAGUUCAGAAAUUUUUAAAAGCAAAGAAGAAAAGAAAAUUCUUGAGAACGCAUGACUACCUGAAAAAUGACAACGUUCGCAGAAGAAGGGAUUCUGUUGGCAGUCGAAAAUUUACGGUUAUGUUAUUGAUGGUGUCUAUGACCUUUCUGGUGACGACCCUUCCAAAUAAUGUAGCCCUUAUAGUGACCGCUUUCUGGAACGAUUAUGGAGAAAGUGCCGAAAAUGUGGUCAUCUUCACAUUAAUUAAAACUGUUACUGAAUUACUGAUGUACACAAACCAUGCAAUUAACUUCUUUUUGUACUGUGCUUCAGGGAAGAAAUUCAGAAGGCAUUUGAUAGGAUUAUGUACAAAGUCUGAGAUAAGCAGGCGCUUUGACAGCGAGAGGACUCCUCUUAACACGAUUGGAAGUGUCAGGGAUACUAGAAUUAAUACUACAGAACUAAAAGAGACAGUUAAUUAA
This is a messenger RNA of Saccostrea cuccullata (small rock oyster), 1086 nucleotides long. RefSeq names its product growth hormone secretagogue receptor type 1-like. Gene Ontology annotation, molecular function: G protein-coupled receptor activity. Gene Ontology annotation, cellular component: membrane. The coding region runs from base 1 to 1086 and encodes 361 amino acids. Gene Ontology annotation, biological process: G protein-coupled receptor signaling pathway. The transcript has a single exon. The record is from RefSeq and is a predicted model, not a curated record. Lineage: Eukaryota; Metazoa; Mollusca; Bivalvia; Ostreida; Ostreidae.